Molecule: messenger RNA, 1980 nt
Organism: Darwinula stevensoni
Lineage: Eukaryota; Metazoa; Arthropoda; Ostracoda; Podocopida; Darwinulidae
Source: the annotation of a GenBank genome assembly
AUGAAAGGAGGUCCAUCUGGUUCAGUUCGGAGUGUGGUAACCAAACAUCCCCUGGAUCCUCAUUGGGCAGCUUUGGCACAGAAACAGCUGAAAGGAGCUGACCCAGCCAAGAAACUCAUAUGGAAGACACAAGAAGGAAUCAACGUUAAGCCACUUUAUACCCAGGGGGACAUUGCAGGCCUUGAAGAUGAACUUCCAGGGCAGUAUCCAUUCACCAGGGGUCCCUACCCAACAAUGUAUGCUCAGAGACCAUGGACAAUUCGUCAAUAUGCUGGGUUCAGCACAGUAGAAGAGAGUAAUAAGUUCUACAGGGACAACUUGAAAGCUGGUCAACAAGGCUUAAGCGUAGCCUUUGACCUUGCCACACAUAGAGGAUAUGAUUCAGAUGAUCCUAGAGUGCAUGGAGAUGUUGGGAUGGCUGGAGUUGCAGUGGAUACUGUUGAGGACAUGAAAGCUCUUUUUGAUGGAAUUCCAUUGGAGAAGAUUUCUGUGUCAAUGACAAUGAAUGGGGCCGUCGUCCCCAUCCUGGCCAUGUUCAUUGUAGCUGGUCAGGAGCAGGGUGUAGAGUUGAAACAACUGUCUGGAACCAUCCAGAAUGAUAUAUUGAAGGAAUUCAUGGUCCGCAACACAUACAUCUAUCCUCCUGAACCUUCACUGCAUAUCAUUGGUGACAUAUUCCAAUAUGUCUCUAAGAAAAUGCCAAAAUUCAACUCCAUCAGCAUCAGUGGGUAUCACAUGCAAGAAGCUGGGGCCAAUGCUGUGCUGGAAGCAGCCUUCACUCUUGCAGAUGGCUUGGAAUAUUGCAAAAUUGGGCGAAAAGCUGGAAUGGAUAUAGAUGAGUUUGCCCCAAGACUUUCCUUCUUUUGGGGUGUUGGAAUGAAUUUCUACAUGGAGAUAGCCAAGAUGAGAGGGGCUCGUCGUCUCUGGGCUGAAAAUCUCAAGAAACUUUUUAAUCCAAAGGAUCAAAAAUCCAUGAUGCUUCGCACUCACAGUCAAACCUCUGGCUGGUCCCUCACUGAACAGGAUCCAUACAAUAACAUUGUGAGGACAACAAUUGAGGCAAUGGCUGCUGUUUUUGGAGGGACACAGUCCCUACACACAAAUGCAUUUGAUGAGGCACUUGCACUCCCAUCCAAGUUUUCAGCUCGCAUUGCUCGCAACACUCAAAUCAUCUUGCAAGAAGAGUCAGGAAUCCCCAAGGUUUCAUUUUUACUCACCCCAUUCUAUAGUUUUUUUGAUCCAGUUAUCAAACUCCUCUGCUUCUACUCCAUACAGAUCAUCGACCCAUGGGCAGGUUCAUAUGCAAUGGAAUCCCUUACAAAUGAAAUUUAUCAUGAGGCAAAGAAAGUGAUGGAUGAGGUAGAAGGAAUGGGAGGGAUGGCAAAGGCUGUUGCUACUGGUUGGCCCAAGCUCAAGAUUGAGGAAUGUGCUGCCCGCCGCCAGGCCCUCAUUGACAGUGGAAAAGAGGUCAUUGUGGGUGUGAACAAGCAUCGAUUGGAAAAGGAAGAAACUAUCGAUGUCCUUGUUAUUGACAACUCCAUGGUCCGCCACUCUCAAAUUGAGAAACUUCAAAAGGUGAAGAAAACACGAGAUGCCGACGCUGCCAAGAGGGCCCUGGAUGCACUUCAUUCCUGUGCAAAAACUGGGAAGGGAAAUCUACUUGAACUGGCUGUGGAAUGUGCUCGUACUCGCUGCACAGUUGGAGAGAUCUCCAAAGCCAUGGAGAGUGCAUUUGGUCGUUAUGUGGCCAAGGAUCAGCUGGUGUCUGGGGCAUACAGAACAGAAUAUGGUGCCCAAGCAGAGUUGGAGGCUGUCAUGCGGCGAGUGGAAGAAUUUGUGGGCUUGGAAGGUCGUCGACCCAGGAUCUUGGUUGCCAAGAUGGGUCAAGAUGGACAUGACCGUGGGGCUAAGGUGAUUGCAACUGGAUUUGCUGACCUUGGCUUUGAUGUCGAUGUUGGACCACUUUUCUCGGUGAGAGAA